AUGGUUGUUGUUCAUAAUUACUGUGUAUCUAUCGAUUUGUUCCAUGUUUUUUUAAAUAGAUUUGUCAAUAUGAAUUAUGGUAAUCCAAAAAACUCUGCUGCAAUUUUAGAAAAAAGUUUGACUAAACUACGUGGUGAUGUUAAUAUAGCAUCUUUUGCUUAUUUAUUUGUGGAGUUAGUUAAAUAUUCAAUGCGUAAUGUAUCCAGUAUGGAUCUUGUUCAGAAAAGAUUAUCAGAUUUUGGUAAAUUUGUUGGUGAACGUAUGAUUGAUGUUGUUUAUCUACGUGAUAAAUCAACUAAACGUGAUAUACGUUUAUAUAAUGCAUUAAUUUUUUUAAAAUCAAAUUUUUGGAAAAAUUUAUUCAAUAAAGAAGCUGAUGAAUUAGAACGUGAUGGAAUUGAUGAAAAUAUUUUUUAUAUGAUUGAACAUGAACCAAUUGUGAAUCGAUUUACUCGAUUUACUUAUGAAGAAAAAGAUGAAAAACGUAAAACAUCUGCUCCAUUGAAUAUUGCAGCGUUUAAUGCUGGAAUUGUUGAAGCAUUCUUAUCAACUAUUGGUUUUGUAAGUUAUUUAUAUUGUAAACUAUUUUGUUUUUGUUUUCUAGAAUUUAAUAUUUAUUUGAACACAUAAAUAUUGGUACAAUGAGGCACCAAAUACAUAUGCGCCACAUAAAUCAUUUGAUUUAUGCAAAGGCUAUGAUACUGCCCGGGUGCCCUAACCGAAGCAGGUGGUUUUCUUAAGGGCUUACACACGGAGCCUUCGACCUAAAGGUCUAAUCCACAAGGCAGUGGAGCAUCGUGAGGAGAUACAGUCCCAUGUUAACAGGAUACUGGAACCCAUGUGUACCAUUGGUUUGGAAUAAGGGUUUUCCAACUCCCCUAUGUGGACUCUCCAUAUCCAACAACCCAGUUAAAGCGCCGGACAUUCGCUUUUCGUCCUCUCAUUUUCGUAAACAACACCGGCUCCACGAGAAGGCAGUGAGUAGGACUUCCCUGGCAGAGGCUAUAUACGCGUGGCCAUGUGAGAGCAUUUGGAGGCUUUCUAGAUUUAAUGAUUAUUUAGAUAUAGAAGGUAGCUUGUAUUAUAGUGAACAAGAACACAUAAGUGGGAACAAUCGAUUGUGCUUCAACACAAAAUUACAGAAUAUCUUGCUAAAAUCUGAAAACUUUAUAGUUAACAACUCACUGACCGAGAUCGGCUACCCCGGUGCGUUCAUUAAGAAGUACGUGUAUAUUAUUAAAAAAGAAGUUGGAGAUUUCUACUGUUCGAAAAAAGUCUUUGUACAUGAAACUACAAUUCAAAGAUAGGUUAACGAAAGUAAUUAGCAGGACAUUCUACGCAGUCAAUCUUGCAUUGAACUUCUCGAGUCGACCAACGAAG
This is a messenger RNA of Schistosoma margrebowiei, 1380 nucleotides long. The record is from the annotation of a GenBank genome assembly. Lineage: Eukaryota; Metazoa; Platyhelminthes; Trematoda; Strigeidida; Schistosomatidae.